GGCAAACCGAACAGUUUCUUGUUAAGGAUUAACAGAGGUGGUUUAACCCAGUGUGAGAGGGCCUGCUCCGGAUUGAAGUGAAGAUGUCUUUGUCCAAGAUGCAGAGCCUGAGAGUGGCAGCUGUGCUGGAGGACUGCUCAGACCAGCUUGACAUACUGGGACACAUUUUGACAGUGCAGAUCAGCAGGGUGCAAGGCACUGGAGCUGCACAGGAGAUAGCCAAGCUGACCAAGCUGAGGAGGGACUGUCAAUACAUCAAGCAGCACACUUUCAAGAUGCAGUCAGAGCUGGAGGAGUGGCAUAGUUACACAUCUGUGCUUCAGGUGGUAGACGAAGAAGAGCAGAGGAAGAAGGCUGAGAAAAUGCGAAGAGAGGGAAAGAGGGAGCUGGAGCAUAAAAAACUAACUCUACAGAGACAACAAAAGGAGCUCCAACAGAAAAUAGAGAAAAAUGAGGACUUGUGCCGAAACAGCGCAGGCCUCAGGCGUCAGCUGGAUGAACAGUCAUUACAGGCUGCUAACUGGAGGGAGAUUGUGGAGAAAGACGCUGAGCUGCAGCUCCAACAGGCACAGAAGAGGAAGAUCAAGGCUGAGAAGAUGCUGGAGGAGCAGCUGAAGGAGCAGCUGGAGAUGCUGCAGAAACAGCAGAGGGAGGAUAUGAGAGUUCACGAGAGGUUAAACAAUUACCAGCAACGUCAAAACCAGAGUUUGCAGCAGCAGCUGCAGCAGCUGCAGCAGCGCACAGAGCUGAUGCUGCAGGACAAGCAGGGGCAGCUGAACAACGUGUGCCGCAAAAGAACAGUGAACUUGGACAAACUGUCAGAGAUGAGGAGGAGGUUCAGGGAGAUGGAGGAGUUGGUGAUGGAGGACAGGCUGGAGCAGGAGAAACUGCUCCAACAGGAGGCAGAGGACAAAGCUGCUACUAAGCUGCAGGCCUGGUGGAAAGGCUGCAUGGUCCGCAGAGGCCUUGGCAGUUUUAAAAAAGCAGAGAAAGGCAAGAAAGGCAGGAAGAACAAAGAAGGAAAAACUAAGAAAUAGUUUUAUUAAACAUUUAUUUUUGCUCAUUU
Molecule: messenger RNA, 1066 nt
Organism: Platichthys flesus (European flounder)
Lineage: Eukaryota; Metazoa; Chordata; Actinopteri; Pleuronectiformes; Pleuronectidae
Gene: drc9
Product: IQ motif containing G
Exons: 10
Coding region: 84-1037 (317 amino acids)
Biological process (GO): cilium organization
Cellular component (GO): cytoplasm; motile cilium
Molecular function (GO): protein binding
Source: RefSeq, a predicted model, not a curated record